CACUGUGCUCCGCCCCCUUCCCAGCAUGCUGAGCGGGACGAGCAGUCAGCUGAUCCGUGUUUGGGUUCUUGGUGCCAGGUACAGCAGGGCGGCUGCUGCUGCAUAGACUGCCCGGUGCCAUGCAGAUGCAUUUCGUCUUCUCGGACAAUGUGACCCUGCUGUUUGAUUUCUGGACGGUGCAGACUCUGACAGGUCUUAUGCUCUCAUUCGUGGUUGUCCUGCUGCUCACUGUCCUCUAUGAGGUUUCUAAGGUCUGGAAGUCCAAUCUUCUCAACAGGGUCCUACAGACCCUGCCAGGAACUCCAGAUUCUGCCGUCUCCCCACCGCUCCUCUCAGAUACUGAAGCCAACUUUGAUGUGACCUCUGACCCUUUGUUUCCUGGUGAUCUCUCAGAAACAGUGAGAUCACUUCCUGUGACACAUGCCCCUCCUACCUAUCAGUGGUGGUUGCUGCACUCCUCAGUUGCCCUCCUGCACACAGGCCAGGUUUUCCUUGGGUACAUGCUGAUGCUUUGCGUCAUGUCCUACAAUGCUGCUAUAUUUCUGGCCGUUCUCCUUGGAUCUGCCCUUGGAUACUACCUGGCUUUCCCUCUUCUUGCUAAACACCCCAAGCCCCACUGUCUGUAGCAAACUGGCAGAUGGAGGAGUACAGCUGAGGGGACUAGUCUUCCAAAUGCUUCUUGCACAAGUAUACUGUCAGGGACCCUUCGUUCUUCCCGAUGAUAUGACCGUGAUGUCUUAAGUAACAAUGACUGUUUUUAGAAUUCUUGCUGUCUACCAAAAAAGCCUUUUACUUACUGCAUAUAGGCACCAUUCGCUUUCUAUUUAUUCAUAUUACACUCAUUUUGGCAGUGAUAGGUUAUAACCACUCAGUGUUGGUCAGUUGAACACCCAUCAAUUCUGAGCUUCAGCCAGUGGCGUGCGGUGAGGUCAGUUGCUGGUGAGGCACUGGCCGGGGGGCGGGGCGAUGACGCGGCGAGCCGUGACCGACUCACAGCGGCCAUCUUUGAUUUAAAAAAUGGCUUUGCACUACAGCGCCAUUUUUGAAAGUGGCAAACCCCUCAACUAUGGUGCCUUAAUGGCUGCAGGGACUGGAUCCAUGAUCCAGACCUGCAGCCAAAAUGCCCGUUGCCGCCCGCCGCACAAGCCCCGCCACUGCAUGAGUCCCGCUGCCCGCCUCCGCUGCACAAGUCAAGCCACGCGCGCCCGCCGCUACUGCAUAACUCCCACCGCCGCUGCCCGCUACCGCCCACUGCCGGGUUCCGCGCUGCAAAGUGCAUGCGCAUCAAACGUGAUGAACAGGCAAAUGUAGUAUUUGUGUAUGUGUUGUGUAGGGAAUUUUAAUGAAUAAAAAAAAAAAAAAGUUGUAAUUGGCGUGGGGGGAUUAGUCCUGCGAUCGCUGUCUUACUCCUGCGAUCGCCUCUGCCUGAUUGACAGGCAGAGGUGGUCGCUGGGCAGGAGGGGGCAGGCCGGCGGCGUUUGGGAUGUUGGGGGGGGGCAGGCCACGGCAGCUGCAUGACAUCACACACAGCCGCUGCGACCCUCACAGUGACGAUAAGCUCCUGUCAGCGUGUAGGAGCUGCUCUUCCAGUACAAAAGCAUCGCCGCUGUGCAAUGCAUUUGUACUUGUGCGGGGGGGUCGGGCCUGACAUGCGGGGCGACUAGCCCUGUGCUGGGCGUCCCCCGCAUGUCUGUGUGACUGAUCGUAGAUGUGCUAAAUUUAGCACAUCUACGAUCAGGUCUGAAUUAGGCCCUAAAUCUCCACACUAUGGGGAAUAUUUAUCACAAUCCGCAUCUGAGAUGCAGAUGUGAUACAUUUGACCAAAAUCACAUUGCGAUAACUGAAUACAUCGCAGGGCUGUAUUAAUUAUCGCAAACAGGGAGAGAGCUUGCGAGAAAGCUCUGUCCCUGCAAAUCCUGUUACCACAAUUCUCAGGGUAUUUUUUGUAAAAAUACCCUGACACACAAGUGAUGAGAGGGGCGGAAGCACAGGUGGUGAAGGGGGAAGGGACACAGGUGGGGAGGGAGGCAAAGAUACACAUGGAGAGGAAGGCAGAGGCACAGGUGUAAAAGGGGCAAUGACACAAGUGGGGAACGAGACACAGGUGGUAGGGGUGGACACACAGGUAGUGAAGGUGGCAGAGACACAAGUGAAGAGGGAGGUGGAAGCACAAGUAGAGAGAGUGGGGAGGAGGCAGAGACACGGGUUUGGUGGGGCCAGAGAUGCAGGUGUGGUGGGGCCAGAGACACAGGAGGUAAAGGGGCAGAGACACAGGUGGGGUGGGGGCAGAGACAC
This is a messenger RNA of Pseudophryne corroboree (corroboree frog), 2295 nucleotides long. RefSeq names its product solute carrier family 31 member 2 (gene SLC31A2). Lineage: Eukaryota; Metazoa; Chordata; Amphibia; Anura; Myobatrachidae. Gene Ontology annotation, cellular component: plasma membrane. The coding region runs from base 120 to 626 and encodes 168 amino acids. Gene Ontology annotation, molecular function: copper ion transmembrane transporter activity. The transcript is spliced from 4 exons. Gene Ontology annotation, biological process: copper ion transmembrane transport. The record is from RefSeq and is a predicted model, not a curated record.